AUGCAGGCAGGCAGGCAUGACACUGUAAGUUACUCUGACUUGGACAUAAUUGUUAUAGUUCUAAAUGUUGCAGUCGUCAGUCGUCUUGUCAAGCUCGACCUCGUGAAGGGCGCCAGCUUCUUCGAAAAGAAGCCCCCUCUCCACUUCCACCUCCAAGAAGGGUACAUUAAGGCCAUCCGUGGAAAGCUUGCAGUCGAAACAGAAGGCAAGGAGAUUAUUCUGACGCCGUGGGAUGGGAGAUUCCCCAUCAAGCCUUAUGUGAACCACCGCUCGUACCCUAUCUCAGCCUCAAGACAAGAUGACGGCAGUACUAAAGUAGCGUUCCUGCUGUCGGGGGAGAAGACGGAUAACGUCUUUGAGCUGAACCCGGAUGAAGUGGUUAUUAAUGGCGCUGAGAUUGACCUAAUCCAGCUGUUUUGUACGAAUUUAUUUCAAACGUUUGACGCCGGAGGAACGUAUGUGUCGUUUCCUAGCUGGGUGCCACUUGGGCAAUAUGUGUCACUUGCACUAGGGGUGGUGCUAUUUCACCGCAAGUGGACAAUAGACUGGGACCUUGCGUGCUCAAGAAUGCAACAAACGAUCUUCCAGAGGAGGUUUGCGGAUAGCACCAAGCCUGACUAG
Messenger RNA from Colletotrichum navitas, 621 nucleotides. RefSeq lists its product as uncharacterized. The record is from RefSeq and is a predicted model, not a curated record. Bases 1 to 621 code for a protein of 206 amino acids. The transcript has 7 exons. NCBI's taxonomy places the organism in Eukaryota, Fungi, Ascomycota, Sordariomycetes, Glomerellales, Glomerellaceae.